Messenger RNA from Striga hermonthica, 465 nucleotides. The record is from the annotation of a GenBank genome assembly. Lineage: Eukaryota; Viridiplantae; Streptophyta; Magnoliopsida; Lamiales; Orobanchaceae.
AUGGCUUCCUACUCCUCCAAACUCCUCCUCUCCCUCGUGCUCGCUUCAUUACUCGUGUCCUCCUCGACGAUCUCGGCCCGGAAAAUCAACCCGCGCUCCACGGCAAGUACUCUCUCGGCCCGCCUGAAGCUCGACCAGCACAAUCCUGACGGCACGGGCACGUGUUGGGACGCGUUGUUCGAGCUCCAGUCGUGCAGCGGUGAAGUAGUGCUCUUCUUUCUCAACGGUGAGACCCAGCUAGGCCCCGCGUGCUGCGGGGCCAUACGGACCAUCGAGCACGAGUGCUGGCCGUCCAUGCUCGGCUCGCUCGGGAUCACGGCUGAAGAAAGCGACGUGCUCCGUGGCUAUUGCGAUGCGACAGCCGCCAGGGGCGGCGGCUCGACUGGUGCCCCUCCUCCUCCUCCGCCGCCGCCGCCAUUGCUGGAGCACCACUGCUAUGGCAAGUUUCCACGUGUCCUGCCCUGA